Messenger RNA from Diatraea saccharalis (sugarcane borer), 2278 nucleotides. The record is from the annotation of a GenBank genome assembly. NCBI's taxonomy places the organism in Eukaryota, Metazoa, Arthropoda, Insecta, Lepidoptera, Crambidae.
CUUCACAGACCAAAAUUGAUCUAAACUUGUUCUUAGAUUACAUCACUAAAACUGACGUGUCAUUUGUCAAAUUUCGUUUCACCAAAACGUCAAGAUGACUCCUGAAUAGAGGGUUUUAUUUUAUUUUAAUUACACAAUUUUAAAAAUUUAUAUAAUGGUGCCUUUUUUAUAAAAUGUUAAGAGUCAGCUAUUAUGGAGAAUGAUAAUCUUGAGUUUACAUUACCCCCGGCCCCACGGGGUCUGUGUUUCGACCGCAAUGAUUUUGUUAAGACAAAUUUCUCCAUUGACAACUUCUUAGCAGACCACCAAAAUGUAGCUUCAUUGGAAACCAUGCGAGAUGACCUGGGUGUGUACUUGAAGGUGCUCCGUUUAGCUAUGAUAGAACUGAUCAACAAAGACUAUGCAAACUUUGUAAAUCUAUGUGCAACUCUCAUUGGAUUUGAUAAAGCUAUAGUAAAGAUUAAAGUGCCAUUGGGUCAGUUGAAUGAAGAAGUAUUGAAUGUAAAACAAAGUUUGGAUGAUGCUAUGAAAGAGUUAUCAAUGUGGCUGAGCCAAAGACAUGCUCUACAGAAAAAAAAGCAAUUGUUAAAGUAUUAUAGUCAAACUAUUAAUUGCAUGAAAACAUUGGAGAGCAUAUUAAAUAAUAUAUCAGAGAAAAGGAAGCAAGAGCAAAUAGUAUUAGCUGAUCGAGCUGCAAUGCAGUAUAAUCAACUUAAAUAUUCAGCAAUGAAGUGUGAGAAUUUAAUAAAAUCAGAACAGAAGUUUAAAAAUAAUAAAUUUGGAGAGAAACUUAUUGAAGUGUUAAAUGAUUUGCUUUUUCAAUUUUGGAAUGAGAAUGAUGAGGCCAAUCUCCUUAAAGUAUUGAUGUCAUUGGCUGUACUAGAUCGUGUUACAGAAACAGAGUGGCUUAUGAGGAAACAGGCUGUGGCACCUUUAUUACAAGACAUCAUAAAUGAGUCCACACUACAGAAAAGUAAAGAUGGUUUACUAGGAAUCUAUGCAAAGGUCCUGUCACUUUUAGACACAAAAUUAAAAUUAUUCUUGAUAGUAACUCAACAUUCCAAACUGACUUUUCUUAUUAACAAGUAUAAUUUCUUAGUGAACUGCUUUUGGUGUGAAGUUGAGAGCCGAAUAGAGGUGAAUCUAGCAUCUAUUUUUGCUCCUGGCAAUCCACAGAUUUUUUAUCAAAGAUAUAGUGAAAGUUUGCAAUUUGUAAAGAAGUUAGAAGAGUGGUGCAGCACUAAGAAAACAGUAAAACUUUUACGAAAUACAUCAGAAUUUAAAAGUUUUCAAAGGAGAUGGAAUCUCCCAGUGUAUUUUCAGAUUCGGUUCCAAGAAAUAGCAGGUGGUUUUGAAACAAUGUUGCAAAACUGUCCUACAAUUGAAAAUGGUGAAGGCUUUAUUUUGAAGGAAACUCACUCUUGUUGGAAAUCAUUAUUGGAAUGUUGGACAGAUGGAAUCUACAUAGAAGCUCUAGCUCACAAGUUCUGGAAACUUUCAUUGCAAUUACUGUCAAGAUAUGCAACUUGGGCAACUACAAUUUGUACUCAGAAAACUAUAAACCCUGCAGUUGACUCAAGUUUGUUGAAUAAAGUCCUCAUUGACAGUAUUAUUAACAUUUAUAUAGAUAUUCAGAUCUUAUUACAAAGAUUGCCUCAGUUUUUAUUGAUUGUUAAACCCAAAAUUUCAAUAAAAAAUGAUAAUUUACUGAGACAGAGUCUUAGUUCAUCAGAAAAAUUAUUGGAAGGAACAAAAGAUAAAAUUAGGGAAUGUAUUGUCAAAGAGUUGUUUGAUCAUUUCAAUCUACAGUUAAGACAAGUGAGUGACAUACCAAGAUUAUAUAGAAAAACCAAUCGGAGUAUUCCUACUAAACCCUGUACAUAUAUAGAAAUUGUAUCAAAAACGUUAUAUGAAUUUCAUAAUGAUGCUAAAAAGAGACUAGACAAUGCAUUCUUAGUUGAGUUAUAUGAAGCCUUAUUCAAUAUUAUGACUAUUUCAUAUUUUAAAUAUGUUGAGGAUGUGUUAACUUCAGUUCAAAAAACAGAAGAGUCACUGAGAAGACUGAAACAGAUACGUGAGAAAACGCAGCAACAAAUAAAUGAAGCAAGUGGGGUGACAGAUGGUGAUAAGAUCAGGCUACAACUUAAUGUAGAUGUAGCUUCAUAUGCAAAAAUGGCAGAGAAUCUACAUGUCAAUGUAAAUAGUGUGCACAAGUAUACAGAACUUUAUUCUAUGGUUACAGAAGCUGUAAAAAAUAUAGUUAUUAAAUGAUAUGGUC